This is a messenger RNA of Staurois parvus, 294 nucleotides long. Lineage: Eukaryota; Metazoa; Chordata; Amphibia; Anura; Ranidae. The record is from the annotation of a GenBank genome assembly.
GAGAGCUGUGAUUGGUCACAGCUUGUCACAUGGUACAAGGCUGUUGUGAAUAGCCUUGUACCAUGUAAACUCUGUGAUCAUUCACAGAUUUCACAUGUAGCAAGCAAUGAUGUCAGAAGUGACAUCUUGCUUACUACUAUUCAUGUGAUCACUGAUUGGCUAAUCAGUGAUCACAUGAUCGGGACCUCACACAGAGGUCCCGUACAGUGAUCAAAUGAUAACACGUGGCAUCUUGCUGUGCCUAUCCUUAGGCUGGCCAUACAUGGGUCGAAAUUCGACCGAUUUUUCAUCCAA